CGUGCGAGAUCAAUUUAAACGAUUUUAUAUUUUAAACAAAAAGCAAUACUUUUCGUACACCUACAAAAAUAACCACAUUUGUGUAUGCGCGCAAAAACAAAAAUAGUCAUCUACGAUCCACAUCCUCCACCCCACACAGAACGAGAGCACGUAGAUCACCCAGCGACCCACAUCGUUGUUUAUUAACCGGAUAGUCCGCGGCACUGCGUCUGCAUUGCGCUUGUCCCUCAUCCUCCGUUGUAAAAGAGUGAAAAGUCAGCUGCCAAGAGUGAAGUGAUACCAAAUUAUCUAAUCAUCUGCUGCGUAAGAACAGGACAUCCCCGGUCCAAUUGUGGCUGUGAUCGGAUAUCGAAAUGCGAAAAUACCAACAGCUUGCUCUGGUCCUCAUCUCUAUCAGCUGCGUUGCCAUUCUGCUGGUGUACAAAAGUGAAAACAAUCGACUGAAGUAUGUACUCGAGGUGGUGAACAUCUUCGGACGGAGUGAUACCGCUUCGUUGAUCCGGAUCGACAACAGCAGCCGAUACCAUGCCGUGCCAUAUGAUUUCGAUAGCCCGUUGCCCGUUUGGCAGAGGGUAGGCGGAGAUGUGUAUGUUUAUUCUGCGUAUUGGCAAAAGAACGACCUAGAAGCCGGCGGGACGGUCGUGAGCUUGGCUGUGGGGUUGGAACAGGCCGUAGUGAACUUCAAGUGCCAAGUGCAGCACGGCGGCAAGGAUGUGGUACCGGGAAAGUUCCUUUUCAUCCGAUUAGACAAUCCUACCGGAUCGGUCGCAACGCCUAAUGGGGAGGUGUCAGUGAUCUAUAAGUUCCUCUGCAAGGUGAAGAGGGAUUUCGGACAUCCGACGGAGGUAGUUUUUACCGAUGCGGUUCAUACCAUAAAAAGGUACAUCCCAUUACGAGUGAUUGAAAGCAAAUCAAUUCCCCAAAAGAUGACUAUGACUGCCUGCGUUGAUUUGAACAACUAUUUGGAAUUGGAUGAGGAAUUCCGCAAACCUUCUGCCGUGCUGCAAUACUUCCUGCACCAUCAAAUCGUUGGCGUGGAUGAUUUCAUCGUAUACAACAGUAAUGCACUGGAUUCACUAACCACCGCUACUCUUUACAACCACGGAAUCAAGGUUAACCUGCUGCCGUACAAUUUUCCUUUCGAUCUCACCAACAAACACCAGAACCGCCAAAUUAUUGAGCUGGACUGCCUGAUGCGUAACUUCAACGCGGCUAGAUAUACAUUUGUCGGUGCCAUAAACGAGUUCAUGUACCCGAACUCGAGACUUCGCAGCAGUAAUCAAUUCCUGAAGUACGCAAACAAAGCGUCGAGUGAUGUUACCCAAUUUUCAAUUACAUCCAGAACGAUUUGCAUCGACGACAGGAAAAAAAUAUUCUCAGAUAAUCUGCUAUAUGACGUGGAGGCUCGUAGCAAAAAGCCAUUCUACAUUUACCGACCACAAGACUACAAUCGAUCCGGUUCUUUGGAAACCGUCAAAUCUCUAAGCAUCGACGGUAAUACGAUGUUCGUGCACAGGUACGUUGAGAAGUGCGUUAGCAAAUCAGAUCUCUACGAUUGGUCAACUAUUUUGAACAGUGACUUCCUGCAAUAUGUGAACGAAGUAGGAAAAGAAUUGAACAAACUAAUUUUCCGAUAAAGCGACAUGAUCUCAACUUUGUCUGACAGGAACCUCUCGCAUAGCAAUACUUUCUACUUAGAUGUUAAUGUUCUACAAUAAGUAUUCAAUUUUCAUUGCUCUCACGCUCAAAUUUCUCAGUUUCGCGAAAUAUGAAAGGCAAACUAAAAUAAAACUGGCAUAAUAAUCAAAAUACGAGGCGAAUUAUACUAAGAGUUUAUGAUCGAAAUUUGAUUCGCACAAAAGCUUAACGAAUGGAAUAUCCAAAGCUACGCAGUUUGUGGAUAUUUUUUGGGAAAAAAUACGAAAGCACAGGUAUGCACAACGAGCAUUUGUCUAGUGAUUCCCCUAAAACACGAAAUGCUACUUUAAAUGUGAAUAUUUAUUCAAACUGGCCUAUCAGAACAUAAAAUCCAAUAUCACAAAACUGACCGUCUGUAAGCGCAUAUAUAAAUUGGAACAGCAAGUUGAAAUAACGCAAAUACUCAGAACAACGUAGCGUAAAUUGGAUCAACGAUUUUAAAACUUGUAGUUUUUCGACAAUUUUGAUAAGAAUAGUUACAAGAAGAUGCAUUAUAAAAUAUGAUUUUUAACAAUACAACCUUGAAUUCAAUAAAAAAAAAUACACCUUCAAAUUCUCUAACCAAUAAUAUUAUCAAUAAAAAUCUAUUUCGAUA
Molecule: messenger RNA, 2293 nt
Organism: Armigeres subalbatus
Lineage: Eukaryota; Metazoa; Arthropoda; Insecta; Diptera; Culicidae
Exons: 2
Coding region: 354-1637 (427 amino acids)
Cellular component (GO): cytoplasm
Molecular function (GO): glycosyltransferase activity
Source: RefSeq, a predicted model, not a curated record